GUCAGGAACUGGUCAGGAGCGGUCGGUAGUGAAGGAAUCUCUAAACUUUUCCAAAACACAUUUUAGUGGUCUGUUUACUGUUCCAGUUGACCCCUAGUUUGCCACCGAAUAUUAAAUAACAGCGUCUCCGCUUUCUUACGUGCUUAUCAGUGAUGAAGUGGAUGCAAGUGACCGCUUGGAAAAAAGGAAAGUUGCGAGAGGGAAAACUUGUGGAAUGAUGCCCGAUCGACUGCAUCCCUCCCUCCAAAGUUCAGCUAAGGUUGCUAACGUUAGCUAGCGAAGGAGCCAGCUUGGCUCGCUCUUCUGUGAAAGUUUGGAUAAACUUUUGUCCGACUGUUAAAACAAGUAGCAACACAUCAUCUGUUGUAGUGGAGGAAGCCGUGUGGGUAACGAAUAGCUGUGACAAAUUGAAAGCGUUCAUCCUUGGUUUGUUAUCAUAGCCGGGGCUAGUGGAGCUAGCUGAUAGACAGCUAACUUUUUUUCAGAAGUUGACCACAGUUAGUUAAAGUCACCGUGAGGCAUGACAGGGCACACUUUUUGUUUAUUGCUUACCGCUCAGUUCCAUUAUGCAAACACUGCGGUAGUUUAACACUUUGGGAAGCUGUGUUCAGACCUGCUCAUAUCCAUAAUUGUGCUUCAGGAGAUGAGAAGGCGGCUGGAUUUACUGACUACUGCCAGUGAACUCACAAAAUGACUUUCUUGCCUGUGGACAAUUUUGGAAAGCAGUGUGGCUAUUAAGAAGCUACUUUUGGAAAUUCUUUCUGGGAGGCCUUCCUGCAUUGGUAUGAACAUUGUUCAUCAUCUGCAUCCAGAGGGCUUGCAUCUUGGAUAAAGUGGAGAGCAGCCAUAAUGAAGGUGACAGUAACAUUUGGACAGACAGGUGUAGUGGUGCCUUGCAAGGAGGGAUGGACUGUAAGGGACCUCAUCCAGCAAGCCACGCAGAGAUACAGAAAACUCCUGGAACAGGAAGGAGAUUUCUUGAUUCGGACUCACCACGUUGAAUACUGUGAUGGGGGGAUUCUUGACCCUGAUGAUAUACUCAGUGAUCUCGUAGAAGACAAGGACAAACUGAUGGCCGUAUAUGAGGAGCAUGAAGCCCAGCAGAGGAGUACGGCUAAUACAAGCCUAGCCCCCAGUCCUGACCACUACCAGUCUGAGCUCUCUGUUUUCCAGCCAAUCACAGGAGGAGAGAUUGAAGUCAAUUCCUCAGCCCUCAAGUCCAACACGCCCCUGCUGGUGAGAAGCAGCAGUGAUUCUGCCCUCAAUCCCCAACCAGCAGAGACUGAACCCUCCUUCAGUGAAGAUGCCACUUUAAUGGCAGCUGCUCCCACUGUGGAGAGGCCGGCAGGAGUGGACCGAGCCCAAGCCAAACAUACCUUCAGUGGAAGCCUGACCAGAACGGUGGAGAUUCUUGGAGAGGACAGCCCUCUGGGAAUUCACGUGGUUCCCUACUGCUCAUCUCUCAGUGGACGGUCUCUUGGUCUGUAUAUUCGUGGAGUGGAGGAAGAGAGCCGCUCGAGAAAGGAGGGCUUGUUUCAAGAAGAUGAGUGCAUUGUGAAAAUCAACGACACUGACCUCCUGGACAAGACAUUCAGCCAAGCUCAGGAUGUUUUUCGUCAGGCAAUGCGUUCCCCGGUUGUACGUCUGGAAGUUGUGCCUUCCUCCAACAGAGAACGCUAUGAAAAGAGUCUGAUUGGUCAGCUCUUUGGCAAUAGUACCGGCCCCUCCAGCAGCCCCCGAACUGGCAAGACCAAAGAGCCGCCUCCACCUGUCAAAGCCAAACCUGUUUUUAAACCCUCUGAGAAUCCAGCUACACGGCUGGCAGAAGAAACAGCUGGUCUCGAACCUGGUUUUAGUACUCCCAAGGGGAAAAGUGAGAGCCCCCUUCUUAAGAAAAGUCCUGCCCUCUCCAGCUUGAUGGCCAAUAAGAGAGGAGGACGAAGAUUAAGGAUUGAUUUAAAGAAAGGUCCAGAAGGUCUUGGAUUUACUGUAGUAACCAGAGAUUCUUCAGUACAUGGUCCUGGUCCAAUUCUAGUCAAAAACAUUCUGCCCCGUGGGGCUGCUGUGAAAGAUGGACGCCUUCAGUCUGGAGACCGCAUACUAGAGGUAAAUGGUGUGGAUAUCACAGGUGUGGGCCAAGAGGAGUUGGUGUGUAUGCUGCGUAGCACACGACAGGGAGACAAUGUGUCUCUAGUGGUCCUACGACAGGAAGACAUGUUCCUACCCAGAGAAAUGAGGGAUGAGGUUCCCCAUGUGCCGAGUGUUGUUUCAGAGAAUGGGAAGGAACAGCUCAUGUUUGAGGUGCCCCUCAAUGACACCGGCUCAGCGGGGCUUGGCGUUAGCCUCAAAGGGAACAAGUCCAGAGAGACAGGAGAAGAUCUGGGAAUCUUCAUCAAAUCCAUCAUACAUGGAGGAGCGGCAUACAAGGAUGGAAGGCUGCAUGUCAAUGACCAACUGGUGGCUGUAAAUGGAGAGUCUUUACUGGGACGCCCCAAUCAUGUGGCCAUGGAGACGCUGCGGCGCUCCAUGUCACAGGAAGGCAACGUCAGAGGGACCAUCCAGCUGGUGGUGCUGAGAGCUUUGAAGGAUCAACAUGGUGGAUCACCCAAUCGCUCAUUUGACAGCUCCUCUGGCCUGACUGGACCGAGCCCAAUGAACGGUCAGGCCACUGACCCCAUUCACCCUCCAAUGAUGACCAACGCUAUCUAUGCAUCUAAUGUAACCAAUGGAAAUUAUUCUCACAUGGAUGAGGAAGAGGAUGGGGUACUGUACGGACAUGAUGCUGAUUUCAGCAGCUCCAAUCAAAACUCCUUUGUCCAGGAAAGGGAAAAUUCACACAUCUCUUGCCCGGCUCAGCCCCAGUCUCCGACCCAGAACCAGAACCAGAACCAGCGGCAGAUCCAGCAUGUCAAAGCCUCAAAGAGCAUGGAUCUGGGUACGACUCAGAACCAGCAUCACACUGUGGCAGAUGAGAACAAUGUUGGAUCAUUGGCUGGAAACUCUGCAGCUCCAUCCAGUCCCUCGGAGCUCGGACCCACCCUCGGCUUGAAGAAGUCCAGUUCGUUGGAGAGUCUCCAGACGGCCAUGUCAGAGGUUAACAGAAAAAACGAACUCCUCCCAUUCCACCGCCCUCGCCCAAAUAUGGUGAGGGGAAGAGGCUGUAACGAGAGCUUCCGAGCAGCAAUUGAUAAAUCCUACGAUGGGCCAGCUGAAGAUGAUGACGAUGAUGGUACAGAGCCCAGUUCAGGCCGGGACACGCCUGCAAGUAGUUCCUCUCGCCAGGGAGCCAGUGACCAGAUCGAGGAGAAAGGCAAAAAAGAAAAGAAAAAGAAGGCCAAAAUAAAGAAGAAAGAAAAGGGCAAAGGGAAAGGAAAAGAGAAAGAGAAAAAGAAGGCAGAGGAGCCAGAGGAGACGGAAAAGAAGAGCAAGAAAAUAGGCUUCGGCCUGCUGAGAUUUGGAAAGAAAAAAGAGGAGAAGAAGGAAGCAAAGGCUGCUCUGCAACGGCAAAAGUCAGACCUCCUUAGUGACCAUGAGUUUGAAAGGAUGAAAGAAGAACGAGAGAGAAUUGAGGCAGCACAUCCUGAAUUGCGAGAUAAACGGUCCAGAGACCAGCAAGGUGGUGGUGGUAGUUCGGCAUAUCCAGAUUUUGAGGAUGAUGAUGCAGAUCCCAACUAUGCCCGUAUACAGUCCUUCAGGGACCGAGAUAUGGGUUCACUGCCACAGCCUCUGUCUCAGUCACCUCCCUACAGUGCAAUUCAACAUGCUCGUACACCUUCCCCUCAAGGCCCCUCUGGUUUUCAAGGACAUGGAAAUCAUACUAACGAGCCUGGAGUCAUCCCUGAUGAUGACCCUCUGGAUAGGCUGUAUGCCAAAGUCAACAAAUCAAGGGGAGCUGGAACUACAUCUCCCUCUGCUCUUGCUCCUACUAAUGACAGUAUGGACAGGAUCCAGCAGCUAAGAAGAGAGUACCAGCAAGCAAGAAGAGAAGGAAUGGUGCCGCCAUAUGAAGAAUUGGACCCACGACGCAGAGGCCAUGAAAAUGACCCACACAGGAUGCCAGGCCGAGGGGCAGAUCAUCGUCUCGCACCACGGUAUGAAGAGGUGGAACGCCAGUAUGCCUCCUUACCAAGACGAGGUCCAUUAGAUCCAGCUGAAUACCCGAUGCAGCCAUGGUCAGGUCCUUAUCCCGGACCUCCACACUCCCAGCAGGGAUACCCCCAGGCCCCAUCCUACUCCAACUCACAGUCUGGCCCGUCUUAUUCCAACUACCCACCAGGUCAGCCAUACCCACGGCAAGGAGACCCUCGAGGCAUUGACCCUGGCUACUACCCCCACCCUAGCUCCCAGCAGAGAGGGCCCUUGCGGCAGGACGUGCCCCCAUCUCCUACCCCUCCACUUCGAGGACUGCGGUAUGAUACGAUGACACAUGGAACUGGGGGUGGGGGUUACAGGUAGGGGGCGAUUUGUGGAUGAAGACCAUUCCAGGCACCAGCUGGAGCCCGGUACAGACCAGUAUGGCUGCACUCUGGAGGGAGGGAGGAAGACAGCAACACCAAACACACCCAAAGCAGAAGACUCCCAUGACUACAGCUGUGUAGACACAUCAAGUUCAGACAUGAAAAUAAGCAGUGCAUCAACUUCUUUGUAUUGUGCAGCUUUUCUGCUUUCAGCUCUCCAUUGAAACAGAGCUAAAACCUCUCAGUGGUAUGAUUUGAAUCCCUGUCAUUAUCAAACACUGUCUGUGCUGGUUGAAGUGUAUGGUAAUGCACAGACAAGCAAGGUAAAGAAGGUUAAUUAUAGAGUGGAGGAUGCAUAAUGUCUUGUUGUUUGAAGUCAUUUAAAUUGCUUUGAAUCUCCCGAGAGUAUAAAAUUAGUAGGGUUUUUACUUUUCACUGUACUCUGAAUAAGUUGUCUCUUGUAAGAAUCUGUCAGGGCCACGAAGGUAAUUGGAUCCAUUUAAAUUAAGCCACUGCAGCCUCACAUGCAGCUCUCCCAUUCACUACUGCUGCUUCAGCAACCUAAAGUAAGUAACA
Archocentrus centrarchus (flier cichlid) is the source of this 5033-nucleotide messenger RNA. RefSeq names its product par-3 family cell polarity regulator beta b (gene pard3bb). The transcript is spliced from 27 exons. Gene Ontology annotation, molecular function: protein binding; phosphatidylinositol binding. Gene Ontology annotation, cellular component: apical plasma membrane; cell cortex; adherens junction. Lineage: Eukaryota; Metazoa; Chordata; Actinopteri; Cichliformes; Cichlidae. The coding region runs from base 850 to 4455 and encodes 1201 amino acids. The record is from RefSeq and is a predicted model, not a curated record. Gene Ontology annotation, biological process: intracellular protein localization; cell adhesion; establishment or maintenance of epithelial cell apical/basal polarity.